Messenger RNA from Ostreococcus lucimarinus CCE9901, 570 nucleotides. RefSeq lists its product with no specific name. The annotation marks the transcript as partial. The transcript has a single exon. The record is from RefSeq and is a predicted model, not a curated record. NCBI's taxonomy places the organism in Eukaryota, Viridiplantae, Chlorophyta, Mamiellophyceae, Mamiellales, Bathycoccaceae. Gene Ontology annotation, molecular function: phosphoprotein phosphatase activity.
AAAGGACCGGUGCUCCCGGCGCGAGACGAGCACGACACUCGGAACACACUCGUGCUCGACUUGGAUGAAACGCUGGUGCAUUCUAAUUUGGAGAACACGGUUGAGAGAUGCGACUUUAGUUUUCCAGUCGUCUUCAACGGCGACAUGCAUCGGGUGAAUGUCAGAAAGCGGCCGCACUUGUCGACGUUCAUGGAAUUGGUGUCAAAGCAGUACGAAAUAGUCGUCUUUACGGCGUCGCAGCAAAUAUACGCCGACAAGUUGCUCGAUAUUCUCGACCCUUCGCAAAAGUGGAUCAAGCACAGGAUCUUCCGCGAUUCGUGCGUGCAAAUCGAUGGGAAUUUCAUGAAAGACUUACGCGUGCUCGGCCGGGAUCUAUCGAGAACGAUUAUCAUCGACAACUCGCCGCAAGCGUUUGGAUUACAAGUCGAAAACGGGAUCCCGAUCGAGUCGUGGUACGACGACGAUGCGGAUAAUCAUUUGCUUUCACUUCUUCCCAUACUCAACGAACUCGCCGCCGAUACGGACGUGCGCGUGACGCUGGACCGCAUGUUCAAUCUCCGCGAGAGAGUG